ACGAAACCUCUGGUAUUCAAGUUGACCAAGUUUCACACCCAGACAUGUCCGACUGGUCGAAAUUGGCGAGCAGUGUUUUCUCCCAAGCGUCCGACAUUUUGACAGAGGCUAAACAACGAGUUCAAACCAUUUCUCAGGAAGAUCUAGACCCGCAGAACAUCGACUGGUCUAAAGUAUCGAGCGAUGUUGUCUCCCGUGCGUCUGACGCUCUGACAGAGGCCAAACAGCGCGUCAAUCAGGCUGCGUCUCAAAGAGAUAUAGACCUACAAGACGUUGACUGGUCCAAAUUGUCAGCCAAUGUUGUGUCCCGUGCGUCUGACGCUCUGAGAGAUGCCAAACAACUGGUACGAUCUAACGGAAAUCUAGACAUGUUUCGCAACCUAUGGACCAAAUUUUGGGGCAGUAUUCUCUCCAGCGGUUUGUUCGCUUUGACAGAAGUCAAUAACUGGUCAAUCAGGCAUCCAUAUAAAUCAGCUGGAGCCUUGCUACUCAUCGCUGCGUUUGAAAAUCCUGCGAUGUCUCUGACAUUAUUGCGGCUCGCAGGAACUACAUUAUGGACCUUGUGUUUUCUCCCGGUGCGGUUGAUUAUCUGGCAUCUUGGCUUCGGGAGUCGAGGAGUAGAAAAAGGUUCGUUUGCAUCCCAAUAUCAGUCCUGUCGCUACGAUGGUAAUGUGCCACGAGGCUCUGAUUUUGCGAAACUGCAAUCAUAUGGGGCCACCAUGCCGACAGCCACCUCGACGCUUGUCUCGUCGUUGUCGUAUGCUGGAGCUGCCAUUGUCUUGGGCCGGGAGUGGGGAUGGUGGCUCCAAUGAGGUGAUUGGUAUUGUAUUGUAUCGAAUGCAGUUGAAAAGAGAUUAUCUUGUUGAGGUAUGCAUGUCACCAUGGUCAAAUGAAUCAGAGUUCUGGGUUGGUCCGUGGGGGCUUGAUGGAUGCCGUGGUGUAGGUUGUUCGUAACUGACACAAUUUUAGGGUAGUGUUGGCACUUGGCGGGUGCUCCGUAACAGUACUAGUGUGAAUUUGUGACCGGCCAGCUUAGAGAUCGUAACACACGCGGAGUACGCGGUCCUUGCGCAGGAUACUGACUAUGAUUCGCAUGUCAGUCCUCAUUCAGUUAAUACUCGGCUUCUCCUUACUCCCCUUGUAUUUGGCUGUGACUGAGGCCUUAGCUAUGCGACAUAGAGGCUUGACUAAUAAGUUGACUUUCCGGAAGAUGUUUUCUGUGAUAUGCACUAUCUGACAUGCAGCUGAGGCCUGCAAUGCGGUGCAUUAUAAAUGUUUAGCUCA
Suillus subalutaceus is the source of this 1284-nucleotide messenger RNA. RefSeq lists its product as uncharacterized. The record is from RefSeq and is a predicted model, not a curated record. Bases 45 to 812 code for a protein of 255 amino acids. The transcript is spliced from 6 exons. Lineage: Eukaryota; Fungi; Basidiomycota; Agaricomycetes; Boletales; Suillaceae. Gene Ontology annotation, cellular component: membrane.